Messenger RNA from Pipra filicauda (Wire-tailed manakin), 2777 nucleotides. RefSeq names its product hepatitis A virus cellular receptor 1 homolog. The transcript is spliced from 8 exons. Bases 1795 to 2619 code for a protein of 274 amino acids. Lineage: Eukaryota; Metazoa; Chordata; Aves; Passeriformes; Pipridae. The record is from RefSeq and is a predicted model, not a curated record.
CUCUGAGUCAAGAAAAAAUUUCUACAGAAGUGGUGCUUGUUUCUUGCACAAGCAAAACACAGGAACUUGGAAAACAGCCACGUAGAAACUCAGAUUGCACCAAGGCAUUCCUUAUAGUCUGUGUUUGAGGUGAAAUCUAAAUCAAGUGGGUUAACUGUUGUCCCGUAGCUCUCCCAUUCCCUUACUAUGUGACCAAAACAGCUUUCCUGGGAUACAGACAGCACUCAAACAGCUGUUGACUAAUGUGUGAACAGAAUAGCCUGGGUGAAGUGAGUAAAAUGGACACAGACAGAGCUCUGGGAUAAGAGUUCCUUUAUUUUCUCAUCCUGUUUAUUUAUUUCAGAGCUCAGAUGUGGCUCAUGCAAGGGAGGAACCUGUGCAGACCCGUGCACAGCACAUGUUUUGCUGGGGACUGUGGGAAGGGCCAUGUCCUGGUGUGCAGGUGGGUGUUUGCUGCACACUGGACCACCAGAGCUCACCAGCCCGUGCCAGGCACUGUGGGGAAUGCAGUCACCCGCCUCCUGCCAGAGCCAGCUCGCCGGGAUCCUGCUGGCCAUUAUCAGAAUUGUUCCUUUAGCAGCUGUCUGCAGUUUCCUGUUUCCACAGAAACACCAGGAGCGAAGAGGAAGCGCUUUUCUUAGUGUCCUGCUUCCAGCUGCUGCACGCAAAAGUCACACUGCAUGCAAAAGUCACCCUUCAUCCCUCUUACUCUCACUUCUCUCCUGCAAGCAUGUUGCUAGUGUUUGUCUCUCAGCUGCAUUAAUCCCUUGGUUUUCCUAAUUUUCACUUAAAGAAACUAUCACUUUGGUGCCUCUGCCCUCUAAGGUAUCCAGUGCGAGACAGCUCUGUUGGUUCUAACUCCUUAGUACUUAAUUUCAUCUGUAUAAAACACUGUGAGGUAGAUUAGUAGCUUCAGCAAAGAACACUUCUUGGCUCUAGAUCAAAUACCCUUGAUCACAACUGCAGUUCUAGUCCAAACAAUAUAAAAAGACAAGAUAUCCUUGAGAAGAGUUUGGUGAUCCAGGGACACAGGGAGAGUGGCCAGGGAACAGCCUUUCUCAAAAGCUGUAUUUCAGAAUUCUGUCAGAGUGAGCCUUGAGUCUGGGAUGAGACAGUUUCCACACUACUUUUUAAAGUGAUUCUGCAUUCUGGAUGUUUUGUCUAUAUUGCAAAAGCCCAGGCAUAUGGAAUUUUAAAGAGUCAGAUGAAAAGAGACUGCAACUCUAUUUGGCUCAACUGUGUAACAGUAGGACAGUUUUCCAAUACUACCAAAUUAUUGCUGCCAAAGAAAAUUUGCCAAAAGAUGCUCUGAGCUGCUUCUAAGUAUUAGAACCAGAAAUUUAUAAUUAAAAGCUUGAGUAGUUCUUCCUAGGAAUCUUUUAUUUUGCCAAGUCCUUUCUACUUACCACAGUGCUACGGCAAAAGUAGGUGUGGGAAGCAGUCUGGGGCAAUGGUUCUGGUAGUUGUGUGAGCUCAGUGGCGCUGACAAGUUUCACUUAUGGUAAUCAAGCAGAUCUGGAAAAAAGAGAACUAGAUUUCUGUGGCGAAGUGCCGCCUCAGUCACACCCCGUCAGCGGCAGCUCAGCCCUGUACACUUGUACCUUGCCUGCAGCUCUGCCUCUGCUGCAGGAGACAGACAGCCCAACCACGGGCAAAAGGAUCAGAUUGGACUGAAGGGCACCCACAGCUGUGUCUGGACAUGGUGUGCUAAGAAGCAAACAAAGAAGUUUACCUAGAAGAUAAGUUUUCUUGAAUGAGGAGGGUGAGUGGGAGUGUUCCUCAUCUUCAGCCACGAUGUUGUCUUAUGUCUGCAUGAACUGGAUUCUUCUGGUCCUGUUUACAGGUCCCACAGUAUCAGAAAUAGUGAUGGGAGAGGUUGGUCAGAACGUCACCGUGCCCUGCUUCUACAGCGUCCGGAGGACACAAGACAUCACAUCCAUGUGCUGGGGUCGGGAUAGCUGCCCUAAUUCACAGUGUUCUCGGCCCAUUGUCUGGACAGAUGGAUGGAGGGUGACAGAGCAGUACAGCAGCAGGUACCUAUUGCGAGGGAACCUGACGAAGGGCGACGUUUCCCUCACGAUUGUGAACGCCGAGGAAGCAGACAGUGGGACUUACUGCUGCCGUGUGGAGCACCGGGGGUGGUUCAACGAUCAAAAAACUAAUCUCAAGGUUGUGAUAAGGAAAGCUAGGAUCUCUACUGCAAGUCCUCACACUUACACCUCUGAACAGACAUCAGCUCCUGGAAGCACCAGUGGAUCCUCCUUUACCGUCACAGAAACGUGGCCAGCAUCUGCCUCAGAAGCUCCUGAGAAUGCCUCUGGUCCCUGCUCUGACACCUCAGACUGCUCAGAUGUUACUGCAAACCUGCAGAACACCUCUGUAUCGCUUCCCAGUCAGCAGUAUGCAGAAAAUGGUCUGUACAUUGGGAUUGGGUCAUGUGCAGUACUUCUGGUCAUCCUGAUUUUGGCUCUGUUCCUCACUAAACAAUACUUUUACAAUACGAAGAAGAUGGGUGACUUUGCAAACUUCAUUGCAUUUCAGAGGCCACAAGGUGUGGGGAAUCAUAAUGCCCUGGAAGAUGAGAUCCAUGCAGAGGAAAAUGUUUAUAUUGUACACUAAGGACUGUAUUCAUGCUUGCCUUUGUCACUGUGGGGACAUUAAAUAGUUUGCAAAAUGUUAGCUGCUCCCUCUGCUCAGCAGCUGCAUGUGUCUGCACUACUGAAGCAUUACUCACAUCAUUCUAAUAAAACAAAUAAAAGCUACACUUGCAAUUAAAA